Paralichthys olivaceus (Japanese flounder) is the source of this 1055-nucleotide messenger RNA. Lineage: Eukaryota; Metazoa; Chordata; Actinopteri; Pleuronectiformes; Paralichthyidae. The record is from RefSeq and is a predicted model, not a curated record.
ACACUCAGUUUGUCCUGAACGCAGCAAGAGAGAAGAGGGACAUGGAGCAGAGACAUGCUGCGAUCAAGAAAAAGGACGUCUCCUACGAUGACUCCAUCAUGGAUUUCAAUGCAGACGCAGCUAAUGGGAUUGCCAUGGAAGGAUACCUCUAUAAGAGAGCCAGCAACGCCUUCAAGACCUGGAGCAGACGCUGGUUCUCAAUUCAAAAGAAUCAGCUGGUUUAUCAGAAGAAAUUCAAGGAUCAGCCCACAGUUGUGGUGGAGGACUUGCGUCUCUGCACAGUGAAGCACAGCGCUGAAAACGAGAGGCGCUUCUGCUUUGAAGUGGUCUCCCCUUCAAAGUGUUGUUUGUUGCAGGCCGACUCGGAGAGGCAGCAGCAAGCCUGGAUCACUGCCGUCCAAAACAGCAUCGCCUCAGCCUUUCAGGAGUGCAGGGAGGACCCAAACAGCCCAAGACAGCGCUGCAGUUCGGUGUCUGCGAGUAGUUUGUUAGGCGGGGGAGGAGGAGGGGGAGGAGGUGCAGAUCAGCAGAACGGGGGCUUCAAGGCGCUGGAGGAGGUUCAGUCGAUCCCAGGGAACCGGGAGUGCUGCGACUGCGGAGAGCCCGGUCCCGACUGGGCCUCCAUCAACCUGGGCAUCACGCUCUGUAUCGUCUGCUCGGGAAUACACAGGAGCCUGGGAGUCCAUUUCUCCAAAGUGCGCUCGCUCACUCUGGACUCCUGGGAGCCAGAACUCGUUAAGUUGAUGUGUGAAUUAGGAAACACAGUAAUCAACAGGAUCUACGAGGCGCGCGUCGAUAAUAUGACCCUCAAGAAGCCACAUCCCUCCAGUCCCAGAGGAGACAAGGAGUCUUGGAUUCGAUCAAAGUAUGUUGAGAAGAAGUUCAUCCAAAAGCUGCCGGAGACCGGCCGAAACUCUCUGCAGAGGCUGUCCAGUGGUAAAAAGGCCCGCGCGUCCACGCAGGACCGGACGGUGCAGCGGCCGCCGCUCAAACCCAAACCGAACCGAGCCACUCUGCCCAGGGUCACAGGUAAAGAAUGAGAGAAGGGAUGCAGA